UAAAAAUCCUUAAACCCUCUCUCCUUCACUGAAACACUCGUCAAUCCACUUUCUUCUACAAUGAAGUUCGAGAUAUAGACUGGAAAAUGGACCAAGGGGAUAAUGCAUCGGAAAAUCAGCAGAAUGAGCUGGAACACCCGUGGUUGGUCGACCCCCAUAACAGGUGGUACGUGAUAUUCGAGUUCGUUGUACUAGCUUCUGCAGUAUACUCAUUACUGGUCACACCCUUAGAGUUUGGGUUUUUUAGGGGUCUACAUGGGAUCCUCUUGGUGUUGGACAUCAUUGUCCAUGGAUUAACCUUCGUGGACAUCAUGAUAAAGUUUAUUGUGCCUUACCCCGAUUACUUUGACCAAAUGGUUUAUGAUCAUAGAUUAAUUGCGCUGAGGUAUAUCAAGUCAUAUUUUCUUCUAGACCUUGUAUCGUGCGUGCCCUGGGGAAUUAUCUACAAGGCUUUUAGAAGAAGAAAAGGGGCAGAAGUGGUGAGGUGUCUUAUCUGGACAAGGCUGAUACGGGUUCACAGGCUGUUUGAAUUUUCCCAGAGGAUGGAGAACAAGAUUGUCAAGCAUUAUAUUAUCUCCAGGAUAGUCAAACUAAUACUCUGUCAGCUAUACUCGACGCAUAUAGCAGGUUGUAUAUUUUAUUACCUUGCUAAUGUGAUCCGAGGGGAUGAGACGUGGAUUGAUAACUUGGCAACCAAUAACAAGAAAUUCUUGCACUUCAGAGAGAUGCAUUUGUGGACACAAUACGUUACUUCGGUGUAUUUUUGCGUUGUCACCUCGUCAACUGUAGGUUUUGGAGAUAUACACCCGGUCAAUCGAAGAGAGAUUACGCUCACUAGCAUAUAUAUCACUUUUAACGUGAUUUUUGGUGUAUAUUUUACCGGUUGCAUUUCUGCAUUAGUAGUGAAAACAUCUAAGAAACUCAUUUACAUGACAAGUAUGGAUGAUCUUCACAAGUUUACAAAAAUAUACCGCCUUGGAAGACAGCCGUAUUUAAGAAUAAAACAACACUUACGCUUGGAAUAUGAAAGAGGGUAUAGUAACACGGAUCUUCUAAAGGAUAUCCCAGUCUCGGUUCGUGCAGAGAUAUGUCGAAGAUUGUACCGGCCAUGUUUGGAUAAUAAUUCUAUUUUUAACGAUUGCUCUGAGGAUUUCAAGAAUCAAAUAGUAACUCGGGUUCAUGAGGAACUUUUUUAUCCUGGAGAAGUCAUUAUAGAACGGGAGAAUUUUAUGGAUCAGGUCUAUUUUGUUUAUCAAGGUGUCUUGGACUCUGCAAUAGAAGUUGAUGGGCCCACACUUGCUCUAAAUCCUAACAGCUCGUUUGGAGAGAUUUCUGUUCUUUGCAACAUUCCCCAACCCUCUACUGUAUCCGUACGUGAAGAAUGCAGGCUCAUGCGUAUUGACAAACAGUCGUUCUGCAGUAUUCUUGAGACUAAUGUCCCUGAUCGGUUGAAGGUCUUGACUAAGUUGUUGGAGGGAAAUACAUCUAAUGGUCUGGCGGAGCAUUUGACUUACCAAAUUAAUAGACUACAGGUUGAUAUCGCUGAGAGCUUGAAAGCCGCAGUUCUUCAAGGGGAUGUGUAUCUACUUAAAACGAUAAUCACGUAUGGAGGGGAUGUCUCAAGAAAGGAUCAAAAAGGAAGGACCGCCCUGCAUCUUGCUGCAUCGGGAGGACACAAGGAUAUCACUGAGUUCCUGUUGGAAGUUCAUGCAAUGGAUAUCAAUGCUGCAGAUAAGCUUGGCAACACCCCCUUGUCGGAAGCCAACAAGAACGGACACCGCGAGAUUGCUGCAUUACUUGUUUCACGUGGGGCUUUAGCUAUUGAUGAUGGUCUGAUACAGCAGCCGCAGGUACAGCCGGUGCUGGCCACAAAGAUGUGCCGAGUGUUUGCAUGUAAUCCUUUUGCUGACCGCAAAGAAUGUGGACGCGGAUAUAGGAUCAGGGUUCCUACCAGUAUGGAUGACCUAAUUUCAAAUGCGACCGCCAAGCUGAAUAUGCCUGAUGCACAAUUCGUCGUAUUAAAUGAAUAUGGUUGUGUGGUUCCUGAAGUAGAUAUGAUCAGAGAUGGUGAUAGGCUUUAUCUCCGCUCAUUAUGAUCAUGGUAAUGCUUGGCCCAACCAUUUAACUAAUUACUAAGUCUCUUUUCCCCUUUUUCCCAUGGUCUCGUUGUUAUUGCUUUUGAAUUCUUGGUUCAGUAACUAAGUGUUGUUGGAGAUUGGAGUUUGUUGAAGUUGUGAUCUUGGGGAAAAAGAGCUUGUUGUAUUGCUUUAGCAACUGGAUUUCAUCUUUGUUUGGCUAACCAUGCUACACAAAUUCCUGCUGA
Messenger RNA from Salvia splendens (bonfire salvia), 2323 nucleotides. Its product is annotated as potassium channel SKOR. The transcript is spliced from 11 exons. NCBI's taxonomy places the organism in Eukaryota, Viridiplantae, Streptophyta, Magnoliopsida, Lamiales, Lamiaceae. Gene Ontology annotation, cellular component: membrane. Bases 87 to 2096 code for a protein of 669 amino acids. The record is from RefSeq and is a predicted model, not a curated record. Gene Ontology annotation, biological process: transmembrane transport; potassium ion transport. Gene Ontology annotation, molecular function: protein binding; voltage-gated potassium channel activity.